This is a messenger RNA of Clupea harengus (Atlantic herring), 6447 nucleotides long. It is a transcript of the gene rerea, whose product is annotated as arginine-glutamic acid dipeptide (RE) repeats a. Gene Ontology annotation, molecular function: sequence-specific DNA binding; transcription corepressor activity; chromatin binding. Gene Ontology annotation, cellular component: nucleus. Bases 637 to 5640 code for a protein of 1667 amino acids. Gene Ontology annotation, biological process: regulation of DNA-templated transcription. The record is from RefSeq and is a predicted model, not a curated record. NCBI's taxonomy places the organism in Eukaryota, Metazoa, Chordata, Actinopteri, Clupeiformes, Clupeidae. The transcript has 22 exons.
UGUGUCGGUUGGUGAGUUAAGAUAGCCUUGUUUGGAUUAUGUGCGCUUGUUGGUUAAUUGGAUUUAGGAGCAGAGAAAAUGCGAAUUAAUGUGCCUGCAGUCUGCCAAAAUAAAUCUAAAUCGGAGACAAACGGAUUGUGAUUUGAUUUUUAAAAUCCCCCCCAAGUUUUCCACUGAAAAAUAUUUACUUGUUGCUUUGAUUUGGACCGUAGAUUUAAAAUACAGUUCUGCCACUUAAGAGAUGAGUUUAAACAUUUCCCCUCCUCCUCUCUCGCAGUUCAAUUGGCUAGACAGUCAGAUUGAAAAAUGACAUGUAAUGGACCAUGCGUCAUUUUCUCAAUUCCAGUUUAUAAUCACGUGCAUAACACCAAAUGAUCCUCCUGCCCCAAUCAAUUAAGAAAUAAUGUACGUUUCACUGUCACACGCGGCAUUUGGAAAGAUGCACAAUGCCGUAGAACCCACACUGCUGCCAAUGAAUGGGUUGAAGAGUGACUCUCCUGAAACACUGGGGUUGUCGGUGCGGUGGACUUUUUCCUGGAUCUGACCGGUAAAUUCAGAAGACUGAAGCCCAGGCUCACAGUCUACCUUUCACGGAGGCCGAGCCGUGAGAGGACAGAGGAAGGCACGUGGCGAAUCAUGACUGCCGAAAAAGAGAAGGACAAGGAGCGGGACCGCGACAGGGACCGGGACAGAGAGCGCGAACGGGACAAGGGCCGCAGCAGCACCGGCGGUGGCGGCGGCGAACGGGACAAAGGCCGCGAGAGCGAGAGCUCCCGGCCACGCCGCAGCUGCACGCUAGAGGGUGGCGCCCGCAACUACGCAGAGAGCGAACACAGCGAGGAUGAGGACAACGAGGGAGGGACCUCCGCAGGAGGAGGCCUUGGCAUUGGAGGUGGAGGAGGAGGAGGAGGAGGCGGAGGAGGAGGAGGAGCAGGAGGAGGCGGGGGUGUAGUGGGUGGAGGGGGUGGAGGGGGUGGGAGUGUCAUGAUAGUCACUGAGGAAGGGGGCAAGAAGAGCAAGAAGAAGUUGCCCAAGAAGAAGUCACGCUACGAGCGCACGGAGAACGGAGAGAUCACGUCCUUCAUCACGGAGGAUGACAUCAUCUACCGGCCUGGAGACUGCGUCUACAUUGAGAGCCGACGGCCCAACACACCCUACUUCAUCUGUAGCAUUCAGGAUUUUAAGCUGAGCAAACGGGACCAUCUGCUGAUGAAUGUGAAGUGGUACUACCGCCAGUCUGAGGUGCCCGACUCCGUCUACCAGCACCUGGUGCAGGACCGCAACAAUGAGAACGACUCUGGCAGAGAGCUGGUCAUCACUGACCCUGUGGUCAAGAGCAGAGAGCUCUUCAUCUCUGACUAUGUGGACACGUACCAUGCUGCUGCCCUCAGAGGGAAGUGCAACAUCACCCACUUCUCUGACAUAUUCGCCGCCAGGGAGUUCAAAGCCCGCAUCGACUCCUUCUUCUACAUCUUGGGAUACAACCCAGAGACAAGGCGGCUAAACAGCACACAGGGAGAGAUCCGAGUGGGUCCCAGCCACCAGGCCAAGCUCCCAGACCUGCAGCCCUUUCCCUCCCCCGGCGGCCAGUCUGUGACUGAGAAAGAGGAGUUGGUGUGGAUGCCAGGGGUCAACGACUGUGACCUGCUCAUGUACCUGAGGGCAGCCAGGAGCAUGGCAGCAUUUGCAGGCAUGUGUGACGGAGGGUCGACAGAGGAUGGCUGCCUAGCUGCUUCCAGAGACGACACCACACUCAACGCGCUAAAUACUCUGCACGAGAGCAGUUACGAUGCUGGCAAGGCCCUGCAGCGGCUGGUGAAGAAGCCUGUGCCCAAACUCAUCGAGAAAUGCUGGUCAGAGGACGAAGUGAAACGGUUCAUUAAAGGUCUGCGACAGUACGGCAAGAACUUCUUCAGGAUUCGGAAAGACCUACUUCCCAACAAGGAAACGGGCGAGCUGAUCACGUUCUACUACUACUGGAAGAAGACGCCGGAGGCAGCCAGUUCGCGAGCCCACCGCCGCCACCGAAGACAGCCCGUCUUCCGCCGCAUCAAGACCCGCACCGCCUCCACGCCUGUCAACACCCCCUCACGCCCCCCCUCCAGCGAGUUUCUGGACCUGAGCUCAGCCAGCGAGGAUGACUUUGACAGCGAGGACAGUGAGCAGGAGCUGAAGGGUUACGCCUGUCGUCACUGUUUCAGCACCACCUCUAAAGACUGGCACCACGGGGGCCGGGAGAACAUCUUGCUGUGCACCCCCUGCCGAAUCCACUUCAAGAAGUACGGCGAGCUGCCGCCCAUCGAAAAGCCUGUGGAUCCACCGCCGUUCAUGUUCAAACCCGUCAAAGAGGAAGAGGAUGGGCUCAGCGGCAAGCAUAGCAUGAGGACCCGACGCAACCGAGGCUCGAUGUCGACGCUACGAAGUGGCCGCAAGAAGCAGACAACCAGCCCUGAUGGCAGAGCCUCCCCCACCACCGAGGACCUGCGCUCCAGCGAACGUACCUCCCCCAGCGGACGUACCUCUCCGAGCGGACGUACCUCUCCCAGCGCAGCCAGCACCUCCAGCACAGACAGCAAGACUGACUCCAUGAAGAAACCCACCAAGAAAAUCAAGGAGGAGGCUCCGUCACCCAUGAAGAGUGCCAAACGCCAGAGAGAGAAGGGCGCCUCAGACACCGAGGAGUCGGAGAGGACCGGCGCCAAGAAGUCUAAGACUCAGGAACUGGGUCGGCCGGACUCGCCGUCGGAGUUUGAAGGAGAGGGCGAGGGCGAGAGCUCAGACGGACGCAGCGUGAACGACGAGGGCAGCAGCGACCCCAAGGACAUCGACCAGGACAACCGCAGCUCGUCGCCGAGCAUCCCCAGCCCGCGUGACAACGAGAGCGACUCAGACUCGUCGGCCCAGCAGCACCUGCAGGCCCAGCACCCGCCCGUCAUCCAGUGCCAGACAGGCGCGCUGCCCACCGCCUCCAACCCUUCCACAUCUUCCUCCUCGUCCUCCUCAACGGCCGCGACAGCGACCUCCAACCCCCCCACGUCAGUGGCGGCGCCCCCUGCCUUACCUCCGCAGGUCUCCCCUGCCGGGCCGGCGCUGCCCAUGCCCCCCCAGCCCCCCAUGCCUCCGACAGGCCCACUCUCGCUCAUCCAGUCCGGGGCGUCGCUCCACCCGCAGCGGCUGCCCUCACCUCACUCGCCCCUGCCUCAGAGUCUGCCUCAGGCGCCCUCGUCCUCUCAGACGGCCUCUCAGGCACUGGCGCCGCCUCCGCCACCGCCCCCGCCCCAUCACGGCCCUCUGCCCCCCAUGGCCCACCCGCUGCAGGCUGGACCGGCCCACCUUCCCCCCCAUGGGCACCCAGCACACGCCAUGCCCCUCCAGCCCUUCCCACUCUCACAAGCUCAGGUGCCCCCCUCGGCCCAUCCAGGCCAGCCUCAACCCUCUGGUCUGUCCCAACAGCAGCGAGAGAGGGAGAGGGAGAGGGAGAGGGAUCGAGACCGGGAGAGGGAGAGGGAGAGAGACAGAGAGAGGGAGAGGGAGCAGCAGCCUCCUCCCCACAUGCCCCCCACCUCCCAGCCCCCGCCAUCCUCGCAGGGAGCCCUCCAGCCGCCCCGCGAGCAACCGCUGCCCCCGGCGCCCAUCUCCAUGCCCCACAUCAAGCCGCCGCCCACCACGCCUAUCCCGCAGCUGCCCAGCGCGCCCUCGCACAAGCACGCGCCCCACCUGGCCGCACCACCCUUCCCCCAGAUGCCCUCCAACCUGCCCCCGCCGCCAGCACUCAAGCCUCUCAGCUCGCUCUCCACCCACCACCCGCCCUCAGCGCACCCGCCUCCUCUGCAGCUCAUGCCCCAGAGCCAGCAGCUGCAACCCCCGCCAGCACAGCCGCCCGUGCUCACCCAGUCCCAGAUCCUGCCCGCCUCGGCCGGCCACGGGCCUCCGCUGCCACCCCCCCUCCCUCCGUCCGCCGCCGCCUCCUCGCACGGGCUGCCUUCCCAGGGGCCCUUCCCCACACACCCCUUCAUCCCUGGGGGCUCGGCCGUGCAGCUCCCUUCCACGGCGCCGCCGCCCUCCUCCUCCUCCUCCUCCUCUGGCUCCAUGCCUGGCCUGCCGCCUGUGGCCUCAUCUAUUUCCAUGCCGCUGCCCGCCUCCGUCAGCACCAGCAUGCCGGGACCCUCCUCGGUGCCGAUGCCCGCCAUGCAGAUCAAGGAGGAGCCGAUGGAUGAGCCGAUGGAAGAGCCCGAGAGCCCCCCGCCGCCCCAGAGGAGCCCCUCGCCGGAGCCCACCAUUGUCAACACGCCCAGCCACGCCAGCCAGUCUGCAAGGUUCUAUAAACAUUUGGACAGGGGCUACAACACCUGUGCCAGAACGGACUUCUACUUCACUCCGCAGGCCUCGUCAAAGCUGGCGAAGAAGCGCGAGGAGGCCGUGGAGAGGGCCAAGAGGGAGGUCGAGCAGAAGGCCCGCGAGGAGAAGGAGAAAGAGCGGGAGCGGGAGAAGGAGCGAGAGAGGGAACGCGAGCGGGAGAAGGAGGCUGAUCGGGCUGCGAAAGCCUCCAGCUCUCACGAAAGCCGGAUGGAGCAGCAGAUGCAAAACCACGCCCACAUGCGUCAGUCCUUCGACGGCCAGCAAACCACCAUCGCCGCCGUGCCGCCCUACAUCGGGCCCGACACGCCGGCGCUGCGCACGCUCAGCGAGUACGCGCGGCCGCACGUCAUGUCGCCCACCAACCGCAACCACCCCUUCUUCAUGUCGCUCAACCCCAACGACCCGCUGCUGGCCUACCACAUGCCGGGCCUGUACAACGCCGACCCGGGGAUGCGGGAACGAGAGAUGCGCGAACGCGAGAUGCGGGAACGCGAGAUCCGCGAGCGGGAGAUGCGCGAGCGCAUGAAGCCCGGCUUCGAGGUGAAGCCGCCCGAGAUGGACGGCCUGCACCCGUCGGCCAACCCCAUGGAGCACUUCGCCCGGCACGGCGCCAUCUCGCUGCCGCACAUGGCCGGCCCGCACCACUUCGCCUUCCACCCGGGACUGAACCCGCUGGAGCGUGAGCGGCUAGCGUUGGCUGGCCCGCAGCUGAGACCCGACAUGAGCUACCCGGAGCGGCUGGCGGCCGAGCGGCUGGCGGCCGAGCGCAUGGCCUCGGUGGCCGCCAACGACCCCAUCGCCCGGCUGCAGAUGUUCAACGUCACGCCGCACCACCAUCAGCACUCGCACAUCCACUCGCACCUACACCUGCACCAGCAGGACCCACUGAACCAAGGUGGUGGUGAAUGUCUUGUGUGUCCCCCAGGUUCUGGGGCCCACCCGUUAGUCGACCCGCUCGGUGGUGGACCGCACCUGGCUCGCUUCCCCUACCCGCACGGAGCCAUCCCCAAUGCCCUGCUGGGCCAGCCCCACGAGCACGAGAUGCUGCGACAUCCAGUGUUUGGUACUCCAUACCCAGGCCGGGAGCUGCAAGGGGGUCUGCCUCCCCACAUGUCAGCAGCGCACCAGCUUCAGGCCAUGCACGCCCAGUCGGCAGAGCUCCAGAGGCUAGCCAUGGAGCAGCAGUGGCUGCACGGACACCCACACAUGCACGGACACCCACUGCCCGGCCAGGAGGACUACUACAGUCGGCUGAAGAAGGAAAGUGACAAGCAGUUGUAACCAACUGAGGGAGAUGCGAGGAGACGAGAGGUCGGCAGGACACAGGAAGUUGUGACCGAACGCAGUCAUGGAGAGGAACUCUACGGUGUCCUUGGACCGUUUUUUUUAUCUUAUUUUAAGACAAAGAAAGAAAAAAGGAAAAGAGCAAACACCGAUGGUUGCCGGUUUCCUUUGCUGUUAUGGACGUUUCAUUCUUUGUUUUAUUUUUGUUUCGUUUUUUUCCCCAUUUGGAGAAAGGAACUGAGACUUUGGUAUAUAGCGUUCAAGUAGUGACAACGUCCUCAAGACUGAUUGUGACUUUCCUGCAUGACAUCCAACUCCGAGAAGCUUCCCUGACCUGUUUUUUUCGUAGGUGCUAGAGAACAAGACACUUUUGUCACUGUGCUUAUGAAGAACGAGCGGAGAAAAAAGAGACGAAAACAAGGAAGACAAACUGACGGGCCAUUAUAUCUGAAAAAAGUGCUAUCUUAAAUUCAAUGUUUAUUUUAAUACAUUGUAGAACGUUUUCAUAAUUUUAAGAGGAAAAAAGCUGCAGCAUGGCGUUUUUUUCGAGUCUGUAAAUAGUAUAUAUACAUAUAAUUAUUAUUAUUAUAAUUAUUAUUAUUAUUAUUAUUAGGUGUGGAUUCCUAACCAAGUUGUUAGACCCUUCCAGUAUAAUAGCUCUGAAGCAUUAUCCCUUGUUUCAGAGGGGAGCGAGAUGGCUCUGUUUGGGUUUGUUAAGUUUGCCGGUACAGCAGUACCUCACAUGGAUCCACCAUAUGCUUCACGUUCAGUCCGAUGUCAUUUCUUGCCAGCCGCAAAACGAAU